Messenger RNA from Alnus glutinosa, 2381 nucleotides. Its product is annotated as putative disease resistance protein At3g14460. The record is from RefSeq and is a predicted model, not a curated record. NCBI's taxonomy places the organism in Eukaryota, Viridiplantae, Streptophyta, Magnoliopsida, Fagales, Betulaceae. Bases 122 to 1276 code for a protein of 384 amino acids. The transcript has 6 exons.
UUUGCAGAACCUCUCUAUUGUUGGCUUUGAAGGAGUUGUUAAAGUGGGUUCUGAGUUUUAUGGCAACAAUUCUUCAUUAGUUAAGCCAUUUGGAGCCCUGAAAGUUCUAAGGUUUGAGAAAAUGUUGAAGUGGGAGGUAUGGUCUUAUUUUGAUGCUGAAAAUGAAGGUGAAGCUUUUGCUCCACUUGAAGAGCUUUAUAUUGACGACUGCCCUAAUUUGACAGGGCGACUGCCCGUCCAUCUUCCUUCCUUGGCUAAACUUGAGAUUCAUAAAUGUCCGCUGCUACUGGAUUCCCUCCCAAGGGCUCCUUCUAUAUGUGAAUUGGGACUAAUACACUGUAAAGAGAUUCUGUUGAAGAAAUUGCCGGCUGGAUUACGGAAGCUCAAUAUCGGAGGAUUUGGCCCACUGAAGUCCCUUCCCCGGGGACUGGCAGACUUCGACGGUAAUCUUCAAGAGUUAACUAUCUCAAACUGUAACAUGUUAAGGCUCCCUAGCUUUUCAUCCCUUGAAACGUUGCGGUUGUACGGAUGCGAUUCCCUUAAGUCAUUUCCAUUAGAUUUGUUCCCGAAGCUUUGCAGUAUCAGAAUCUCUGGGUGCAAGAAUCUGAAAUCUUUUAUAGUUGCAGAACGACAUGGACGUGAUUUAGGGAUCUUACGUAUAUUCAUAAAAAAUUGCCCUAAUUUUGUAUCUUUUCCGAAAGGAGGAGUUCGUGCCCCGGACCUUACAUUCUUUUGGGUCCAAGAUUGUGGAAGUCUGAGGUCGCUGCCAGAGAAGAUGCAUAUUCUCCUACCUUCUCUCAAGUCUUUUUGUAUAAUUGAUUGUCCAGAAGUUGAAUUCUUGCCCAUAGGGGGCUUUCCUUCCAAUCUGGAACUUAUUGACGUCCAAAAUUGUGAAAAACUCUUUGCCGGUCGGAUGGGAUGGGGUUUGCAAAAACUCCUAUUUGUUAGAAAUUUGUAUAUCGGCAGCAAAUCUGAAGAUGUGGUGUCUUUUCCAGAGCGAGGGUUGCUGCCUUCCAGUUUGACUUAUCUUCAUAUCUUGGGAUUUCUAAAUCUGAAAUCUUUGGACAAGAAUGGGCUUCAACACCUCACCUCUCUUCAAGGAUUGACGGUCCAUGACUGCCCUAAACUCAAGUACAUGCCGGAUGAGGGGUUGCCUCCGUCCCUUUCUUUUAUAAAGAUCAAAGAAUGCCCUUUGUUGAAGAAACGGUGGCAAAGCAGGAAAAAGAUUCCCGACAUCGAUCACAUAGAGAUUGAUUAUGAAGAAUUUAUUGGAUGAGCCAAAAGCCUCGUCGAUCACAGAUACACAUGAACCCUGAUUUGUGCUGUUCACAUAUCUGGUCAACAAGGAUGCCAUUGACCCAUUGCAGAAGAAGAUAAUUAACAGAAUUUAGAAGUUCGGUGGGCUUGGUGGCGAUUGCUAGAAACAGAGGCCGGGAAUUAGAAUCCAUGAUUCUAAACAGAAUGCUGAGAGGAUGUUGUACAAGUGCACCAAUACAAUUCCAGAGCAAUUACUAGAACAAGUCAAUGUUAUCGUGUAUGCUUCAGAAGCAGGAGGAAUUCUCUCAUGUAUUAACAAAAAGCCUCUCAGAUCUCUCCCUCAUGAUACACCUGAACAGAUCUUUGUUUGGGUUCUUGUGAUUUUUUCUUUCUUUCUUUUUGAAAAGAUUUCUUCUCAUUAGUUAGGUCUUUGAGUUAAAGAAAAAUGGAAGCCUCCUUUUGAAAUGAUGAUUCACCAAUAGAAGUCUUAUCUCACUCGUCUCCAAGAGGUGGAAGCUCGAUCACCUUAUAGUCAGAUUCAUCUUUCUUACACAUUCACUGUCAAAGGUCAAGAGGCAUCUCCGCCCUCUAGCUUGUUCAACAGUGUUUCCAGUACAAGGGUCCCCAAAGAUCUAAUUGUCAUGUUGGUGACAUCCUUGGAAUGGCAUUUUGCCCAUUUGGUUCUUCCUCAAAGAUGGCCCUAUGUUUUAAGGUGGUGAGCAUUCAGCAUGCAAACUUUAACCAAAGUUCUUAUUGGAGACAGGAAAAUGAAAAACUUUUCUUGAAGCUUGUGAAGAUCAUGUAGAGUUUGUGACUUGAUUUGAGGCAGCAGAUAUUCCGGUCCUCUAGAGAGCAGUGUGUGUGAAAGAAGACAGAAGCAGAAGAGAUCCUGAUACAGCUGUGUUUUCGGCAGUAUAUAGACUUGAGAGAGAGAAGUCAUUUUUGUCUCAUUUGUAUUCUUUAUUACUUAAUCUCUUUUGUGGGAGCAUGAAAUCGAUAUGGUGUAUCGAGGCUUUUGCGUCUAAGUGAUUCUCUUUGUAAUGUACUUUGUACUCUAUCCUUUUGAUAGUGAAUUUUUUUUGGAUCGUCUUCGCCAGUGGAUAUAAGCUUGUUAAGCCGAACCA